AUGGAACACAACAAAGCAAGUGCCUCUUCCAACCUGAACAAGCUCUUUCUCUUUUUCAGUUUUCUUCUGCUGCCUUGUUCUGCCUCUGCUGCUUGUGCCCAAGUGGAUCGUGCCUCCCUCUUGUCCUUGGCUUUCAGGCCACCAUUGAAUUGGUCUUCUUCUACUGACUGUUGCUCCUGGGAAGGAGUAAGUUGCCAGCAAGAUGACGAUGAUCACCGUGUCGUUCGUCUAUGGCUGCCUUGGAGACGCUUAUCUGGUGUUAUCUCUCCAUCUAUCACCAACCUCACACAUCUCACCCACCUUAAUCUCUCCCACAAUUCCUUCUCUGGUCCUCUCCCAAAUGACUUGUUUUCCUCCCUCUCUAGUCUCCAUGUUCUCGACUUGAGCUACAACCGCCUCACCAGCCACUUACCGGUAUUCUCUUCCAAAACCACCAGGCUUGAGACUCUAGACUUGUCUAGCAAUUUGUUUAAUGGUUCAAUUGUUGUCCCGGCCUCGGCUGCAGCCAUUCUCACAACUUUCAAUGUCAGGAGGAACAACUUUGCUGGCUCCAACCCCAUCUCUUUUUUAUGCAACAAUCGUAACAAUCACACUUCCCUCACCAUCUUAAACUUGUCCGUCAACAAAUUUACUGGCGAAAUUCCACCUGGAGUCGGAGCAUGUUCCAAGCUCCAAGUAUUCCGGGCAGGCUUCAAUUACCUCUCCGGUUAUCUCCCUGGUGAGAUUUUCGACCUUGCUGAUCUUGAAGAGCUCUAUCUGCCUGGAAAUCGCCUUUCGGGACACAUUAGCAAAGGAAUUGUGCUCUUAACCAAACUCAAGAUGUUGGAGCUCUCCUCAAACAAAUUCUCAGGCCCAAUCCCAAGCAACAUUGGCAAGCUUUCAAGGUUGGAAAAUCUUCUUCUCUCCAUUAACAACUUCACAGGUCAUCUACCUCCAUCUCUCACCAACUGCGCAAAUCUGUCCACCCUGAUUUUGAGGUUCAACCACUUGACUGGAGACCUCUCUGCCUUCAAUUUCACUACUCUCCCGCGCCUCACCAUGCUUGACCUCGGCAACAACAACUUCACCGGUGAGUUACCUCAAAGUCUCUACUCUUGCAAAUCACUUAAAGCAAUCAGAUUAGCCAGCACUCAGCUCACAGGCCAGAUAUCUCCUGAAAUAGUUGCACUAAAGUCCCUCUCCUUCCUCUCUCUCUCUAUAAAUAACCUUACAAAUGCCACUGGGGCUAUUAGGAUUCUAAUGGGAUGCAAGAGCCUGACCACUCUGGUCUUGACCAAGAAUUUUCUACUUGAGCCUGUGCCUAAUGAUGAAAACCUAGCAGAGCUAGAUGGGUUCCUUAACCUUAAGGUUUUGGCUCUUGGUGGUUGCCUAUUCACAGGUCAAGUACCCUCCUGGCUUGCCAAGCUUAAAAAUCUUCAAGCCUUGGACCUCUCAUACAACCUCAUAACCGGUUCGAUUCCCGGUUGGUUGGGUUCUCUGCCUAAUCUUUUCUACAUGGACUUGUCCAAUAACCUUUUUGAAGGAGGAUUUCCCACUGAGCUUUGUGGGAUGCCGGCUUUGACCUCGAAAGAGACCGGUGAUCAUAAGGUGCAGGAAAGUUUUCUAGAGUUGCCUCUUUUUGUGAAGCCCAACAAUGCUACCAAUCAGUAG
Prunus avium (sweet cherry) is the source of this 1650-nucleotide messenger RNA. The record is from RefSeq and is a predicted model, not a curated record. NCBI's taxonomy places the organism in Eukaryota, Viridiplantae, Streptophyta, Magnoliopsida, Rosales, Rosaceae.